Aaosphaeria arxii CBS 175.79 is the source of this 918-nucleotide messenger RNA. RefSeq lists its product as uncharacterized. The transcript has 4 exons. The record is from RefSeq and is a predicted model, not a curated record. NCBI's taxonomy places the organism in Eukaryota, Fungi, Ascomycota, Dothideomycetes, Pleosporales. Bases 1 to 918 code for a protein of 305 amino acids.
AUGGAUAGUAGCAAUCUACUUCCCCCUCCAACUAGAAUCAAUGACGUACACAAACAUUACGAUGUAGCAGUUUCGGUCAUUGUGAUGAUGAUUCUGGCAACGGGAAUAUCGAUAGGGCGUCUGAUUAUACGAAAGAACACCAGAUCUUUCGGGAACGAUGAUUGGGCCAUGAUACCCGCACUGGGAAUCGUUGCUACUGCGUUCAUCUAUCCAGCCAUGACAGCGGCAAUUAGGGUCUCGAUAUUGUUGUUCUAUCUGCGCAUUUUUGGGAAGACCCAGUCUAUCAUUAAAUGGGUCAUCUGGGCAUGCCUUGCAUUGACAGCAGUAUAUGUCGCCGUGUUUUCCAUCAUCCCAGGACUGAUAUGCACCCCUUUGUCCGCUACAUGGCACAUUCUUACCAGGAAAGAUCACUGUAAAAGUGAUCAGAUGUACUACGAUUAUAACGUUGCGUUGUAUAGUGCAAGUCUUGGGAUGGACAUCUUGCUGCUUAUUAUCCCUAUCUAUCCAGUCAUGGGUCUACGUAUGCCGCUGAGACGGCGUCUUGGUGCUUUGUUUAUCUUCGCUCUGGGUACCUCGGCAUGUGUCGCGGCAUCAUAUAAGCUUGCAGUGUGGGUUACCCAAUGGCAAAGAACAGGCAACAUUGAUCCCAGCUGGUUCAAAACUCAAAUGAGUCGAGUGAUACCGCCACAAUGGGACAGCUUUGGUUACACUUUCUGGCUUCCAUCUCAGGUCGAGCCAACGGUAGCUAUUAUUGGCUCUGCACUCCCUGCUUAUCGGCAACACUUAUUUCAUCUGUACCAACGCAUUUCUUCAGAGGUCAGGUCAUUUUCAAUGGGGAAGUCGUCAUAUAGUAUGGACGUUUCGAACGAUAAUAGUUCAACUUUUGAGUUCAAUGAUCGGACAGGCCGAUUACCAUAA